Mobula hypostoma (lesser devil ray) is the source of this 2377-nucleotide messenger RNA. Its product is annotated as protein shisa-6-like. The coding region runs from base 297 to 1928 and encodes 543 amino acids. The transcript is spliced from 7 exons. NCBI's taxonomy places the organism in Eukaryota, Metazoa, Chordata, Chondrichthyes, Myliobatiformes, Myliobatidae. Gene Ontology annotation, biological process: regulation of short-term neuronal synaptic plasticity; regulation of AMPA receptor activity. The record is from RefSeq and is a predicted model, not a curated record. Gene Ontology annotation, cellular component: AMPA glutamate receptor complex; postsynaptic membrane; postsynaptic density.
CAGUACUCGCUCAGCCAGCGGGGAUGUAAAUCAAAUAAACGGGUUCCCGUCUCCCCUCUUUAAAUGAUCCGGAGCAGUUGUUGCCGUUCUGUUUGCUGGUCCUCGUCUCAGAGAAACGAUACCUCAAGCCGUUUGUUUCCUCGGCGGAUUGAAAGAGAUGCUUCUGGCGAGCUCAUGGGUCACGAGCAUGUGGGAGCUGAUCGUUAGCGGCGGGAUCGGGAAGCAGGGCAGGAGGAGCUAGUUUGUGCUCGGGGAGAGAUCGCUGGAGAGAGGACCGCGAAGACAGCAGCAAGGCGAUGCAGCACCUGCUUCUCUUCCUCGUCUACAUGGACCCACUGAACUUGCUGCUCUGCACAGGGAGGACCCGCAACAACAGGACGCUGGCCUCUCCCCGGCGUCAAGGGGGCUACACUUCCAAGGUGCAACAGAUCAACACCACCGUGGUGGUGCCGGUUCUCCAGAUCAACAGGAUGAAGCCUUUGGUACUGCAGCACUCCGAGAAAUGCCGGGGUCAUUACGACGUGGCGGGUCAGUGGGACCCCGAUUUCGAAUGCAACAGGACUUCCUACAAUUACUGCUGCGGAACCUGCUACAUGCGCUACUGCUGCCAAGACAAAAACUACCGCCUGGAGCAAAACAGCUGCAAAAACUACGUGACACCCAAAGUGGAAAUCCAAGUCACCACCGACCCAGAUCGGGACGAACUGGAGAACGUGUACGAUCCCAGCAAGGACAAGACCAACAGCACGGUGUACAUCAGCUGCGGGGUAGUCGCCUUUGUAAUUAUUGCUGGUGUUUUUGCCAAAGUUGCAUACGAUAAAGCGACCCGACCUCCUCGUGAAAUGAACGUGUCUAGGGCCCUGGCAGAUAUUUUACGAAACCAGGGACCAAUCCCAGUGCCACACUUCGAGAGGGAGAAUAUGACAGCAAUAGAUGGAUCACCCAAGGAUAGCUCGCCUGUCAGAACCACCAAAAACCAUUUUACGCCAGUUCGAACAUCCAAGGGUAAUCAUGGGCUUUAUGGGAAGGAUUCAGGCACCAGUCAUGGCUAUCGCAGCGGAGGACCAGACUUGCAUAACUUCAUCUCUUCAGGAUUUGUGACACUAGGGCGAGGACAUCUCAAGGGUAACCAUCACCAUAAUUACAAUCACCUGGGAUUGAUCAGUCCCACUCAAACUCCCACUAAUGAAAAACCUCGGAUGAACAGUAUUCUUACUUCUGCGACUGAGCCAUAUGACCUGUCCUUCUCAAGGUCUUAUCAGAAUCUGUCACACCUUCCACCAUCGUACGAGUCUGCAGUCAAAUCUGACAUAAGCAAGUAUUCUUCACUAAAACGAUUAAGUGAGAAGGAGAUGGAUGAAUACUACAUGAAAAGAAGGCAUCUUCCAGACUUGGCAGCAAGAGGAACUCUGCCUCUCCAUGUUAUUAAAAUGAAUCAGGAACACAGUAACCAUAGGGAGAGGCCGAGGCGACCAGAGCGAGCCAUGUCACAGGACAGAGUCCUGUCCCCAGAGAGAGACGUGCCUCAAGAAUGUGUCUUGUCUUAUGAGCGCAUCCUAUCUGAUGAACAACUAUUGUCAGCUGAACGCCUUCAGUCCCAGGAUCCUCUACUCUCUCCAGACAAAGUCAUGUCCCUCAAACGCUCCGCAUUCCGUGAGAAGGCCAUGUCCAGGGCUUUGUCUCAAUCCCACACAGAUGUCUUUGUAUCUACGCCCGUCUUAGAUCGUUAUAAGAUGACAAAAAUGCACUCACAUCCCAGUGCCUCAAACUCUUCGUCCAAUACCUUAAGUAUAAAUCAGACGAAUCACACUGCUGCUAAGCGACAUGCCUUUGCUUCACGUCGGCACAACACAGUGGAACAGCUCCACUAUAUCCCAGGACAUCACCGUAAUUACCAUACAGCCAGCAAAACAGAAGUGACUGUUUGAUCUUAAAAAAGUCAAUUGCCGAUUCUACAGUAACAGGAGUGUAGAAGGUUUUGUCAGUGAACCACAGGACAAUGGCACUGUCAGACUACGCUAAUUACUCACACUCUAAUUUCUGAUAUGUUAUUUAGGCAAAUGUAUUUGUUUAUCUAAACGAAAUGGUAUACUAUACAAGGCUUCAGUCUUUUCAGAGAUACUUAACAUCAAUUCCUAGUUUUAUUCAAGGUUUUCAUUUUAGUUGGUACAUUAGCACAACAGAAGGUGGUGAACCAACCAGGUCACCUGACAGUUUCUAUCAAAGGAAGCCAUGUGGUAUGGUAAUCGAUGGAACAGGCCUGAUCAGAGCAACAAAAUCAGAGGUUAAAUUUCUAACCGACUACUAUUGCUACUUUUGGAGAUUGAAAUUAUUUGUUUGAAAGAGACUGAUUUUUUAAAUUUGGGAAUUAGAAUUG